CAUAAUGGAAGACUCUGAGGGAUGUGCUCCUGCUCACAUGGGUGUUGAAACAUUAUCGUUAUGUUGCUCUUAAAAAGGUGGCACACCCUAAUAUCACACUCACACGGUGUUGCUGGAACACAGCUGAUAAUCAUAUCACAUUCACUAACUGAGACACACGUUCCUUCUCUCCUCCCUGCGUCUCCUUUCAUGUUAGUCGAUGCAUACAUGCUUCUAUGCAUCACACAAGACAAUGACGCAAACACAACAAGUCUGUUCACUCUCUGCUGAGGGCUGAAACACAUAUUGCUUGUCCUGAUUUAACAGAGCGUGGAGUUUGGAGACUGUCACACACACACACACAUUACACAUUGUCUGAUUCCCAUCGGCGGUCUUUCCUAUUGCCAAUAGUUCCUGAUUAUCACAACCCAGAGGUCUCAGGGCCAAAACAAUUCAAGCAGGGUACACACACAACACAGUAUCCUGUGAUAGAGGCACUAUCAGCACCUGACACCUCGAAAACAGGAAAAACGUUUCAGCAGGAACACAGAUGUGUUGGUGCGUUGAGGGGAGGAGCGUGACACGGCUAUAUAUCCCCUGUGGACGGAAAUCUUAACUUCACUCCGCUGAGAGAGGAGAGGGACCGUCAUGUCGUACUAUGAGCAUAUCGUCUUCGACUAUGACCUCAAUGACACCGGCUCAGGUUCUGGUUCUGGUGACAUGGGGGUGGAUCUGCAGGAGCUCUGUGACAUGGAGCAUGUGAUUACUGAUGAGCUCCAGCAGGUCUUCUUGCCUGUGGUCUACGCCCUCAUCUUCAUCCUGGGCAUCACUGGAAACGGCCUGGUUGUCAUAGUACUGGGCUGCCAGCGCAGGUCAAAGUGCAGCCUCACAGACCGGUAUCGGCUACAUCUCUCUGCUGCUGAUCUCCUCUUUGUUCUGGCGCUGCCGUUCUGGGCCGUGGAUGCAGCUCUGGCCGACUGGCACUUCGGAGAGGUCACCUGCGUUGGUGUGAACGUUAUCUACACAGUCAACCUGUACGGCAGCGUGCUCAUCCUGGCAUUCAUCAGCCUGGACCGCUACCUGGCUGUAGUCCGAGCCACAGACACCAACACCGGCGAGCUGAGGCAGCUGCUGGCACACAAACUGGUUUAUGUUGGUGCCUGGUUGCCCGCCGGCCUCCUGGCAGUGCCAGACUUGAUCUACGCCCGCACUCAGGAAGGAGGCGAGGGGGCCACUCUGUGCCAGCGAUUCUACCCAGCAGACAACGGUCCCAUCUGGGUUGCAGUCUUCCACCUCCAGCUGGUCCUGGUGGGUCUGGUGAUCCCAGGUCUGGUCCUCCUUGUGUGUUACUGUGUCAUUGUCACCAGGCUGACCCGUGGCCCGCUCGGGGGUCAGAGGCAGAAGCGGCGAGCUGUCAGGACCACCAUCGCGUUGGUCCUCUGCUUCUUCGUGUGCUGGCUGCCCUAUGGAGCGGGCAUCUCUGUGGACGCUCUGCUGCGCCUGGAGGUCCUGCCGCGCAGCUGCAGACUGGAGGCCGUCCUGGGCGUGUGGCUGGCGGUGGCUGAGCCCAUGGCGUUCGCACACUGCUGCCUGAACCCACUGCUGUACGCCUUCCUGGGGGCUGGGUUCAAGAGUUCAGCACGCAGAGCCCUCACUCUGAGCCGAGCCUCCAGUUUGAAGAUUUUACCACGAAGACGCCCGGGGGCCUCCACGACCACAGAGUCCGAGUCCUCCAGUUUACACUCCAGCUAGUGUUUGCUUGUGCUGUAUAUAUGUGUAAAUACUGUGUAUAUGUGUGUGUGUUUAGUGUGUGAGAGGAGCAGUCUGCUGGCCCAUGACUUGUCUUCCUCCUUCACUGUGAGGUUUCUCCUAUAAAUACUGUCAUCAGGUUUGUUUCACUGCUGCUGUGCUUGUUGUUUACUGUUGUAGAUGUUUGUAAUAAAAUAUGCAAAAUACC
Epinephelus lanceolatus (giant grouper) is the source of this 1936-nucleotide messenger RNA. RefSeq names its product C-X-C chemokine receptor type 4-like. Gene Ontology annotation, cellular component: membrane; external side of plasma membrane. Gene Ontology annotation, molecular function: C-C chemokine binding; C-C chemokine receptor activity. The record is from RefSeq and is a predicted model, not a curated record. Lineage: Eukaryota; Metazoa; Chordata; Actinopteri; Perciformes; Serranidae. Gene Ontology annotation, biological process: immune response; cell chemotaxis; brain development.